ACAAUUAUCUGAUUGGACAAAACAUGUCUUUCAGAAAUCACUAUAAAUCUGAAUAUAUAAGAUCAGAAUUUUAUUAAGGCGUUCAUAUUCAUGAAAGGAAGGUAAACCUACAUAUCUAAGGGUUCCAGAUAUAUUUGGCUGCUUUAAGAUGAACGCGACAAACAUCACAUCGAAUGAAACAACCUUAUACGCAUUUACUUUCCCGCCAAUGUUGAUUGCCUUUAUGACUUUACAGCAAUUGGUUUUUGUUGUGGCAUGUAUCGGAAACGGUCUAGUGAUAUUUAUAUUUGCAAGGCAUUUGAAGUUCAAAUCGAAUACCAACAAAUUCAUCGUUAGUUUGGCAUUUGCAGAUUUUUUCACUGGUAUAUCAUGUGGAACACAAAUGUUCUACUUUUUCUAUCCGAAGAUAUCAUCGAACAUGAUCCUUUGUAUUCUGAGGUAUCAAGUUAUCACAGUUAUGACACUGACGUCACAAUUAACUGUAGGUGUAGCAGCAUUUGAUAGGUACUUGGCUAUAUGUCAUCCCCAUAAGUACGCGCUAGUCAUUACGAGGUCAACUUCAAAUAUAAUGUGUAUUCUUCCCUGGAUUUUACCUACCUAUGUGAUACUGGGUCCUAUGCUUGGGUGGAGGAAUUGGUAUCCUGGCAUUCCAUGCAGUUUUGACAUAAUCUUCCCGAAGUCGCUGCGCGCAACUGCAUACAUAAUUGUGUACAUUGUCAGCAUAAUAACUGCAAUACUGUACCUUCCGGUUUUGAAAACAGCAUGGCGUUAUUACCAACGAAUGAAUAAAUAUCAGCAAAACCAGACGAGAGACCACAUGCAGACGACGAAUAAAAUAAAAAAGGCCAUCCUAGCAGCUAAAGUUACCGGCAUUGUAACUAUUGUAUUUAGUAUCUUUUGGUUGCCAUACAUGACAUUAAGUUCCUGGAUCAUGGUAUCACCUACCACGAAAUCGAAGCUGGAAUCUGAUUUAGCAAAUUGGUUGGUAUUUUUCGGAGCCUCAAACAGUAUGGUUAACCCAAUUAUUUAUGCUUGGAAGCGUCCAGAUGUGAAUCAGCAAUUCAAAAAGGUGUUCUGUGGUUCAAAUCCUGUCAGUCACGUAGAACAUUUAAAAACCUAA
Molecule: messenger RNA, 1120 nt
Organism: Mytilus trossulus (common blue mussel)
Lineage: Eukaryota; Metazoa; Mollusca; Bivalvia; Mytilida; Mytilidae
Product: adenosine receptor A2a-like
Exons: 2
Coding region: 149-1120 (323 amino acids)
Biological process (GO): G protein-coupled receptor signaling pathway
Cellular component (GO): plasma membrane
Molecular function (GO): G protein-coupled receptor activity
Source: RefSeq, a predicted model, not a curated record